GCAUUGAUGUUUGUGCGUUGUGAUACAUAUAUAGGGCGUCUUUUUUUUUCAUAAAUUUAUUUCCAUCAAAGGAACAACUUGCUUUAUCAUCUCAAAAUAAAAUUUUUAUAUGGUUAAAUAGCCGGCGCUUGAUCUCUCUCUCUCUUGCUUUACUUAAUUUUAUAUUUUUAUAUUAUGUAUUUGAUAAAAUAUAUAUACAAAGUGGGCCUGUUUUAUAGUGUGUGUUGAACUGUUGGUUAAAAAAUAUAUAUUGGAAGUUGGACUCCCACAGUCACCUCAACUGCAAAGCCAGUUUUCCCCACAUCGGCAAAUUGUUAACUUGUGUAUAUUUAUAUAUAUACAACAUUGCCGCGGGCAUUGAUAUUACUGUAUAUAUAUGUAUUUACCAAGACGGUGAGACUAUCCCCGCGCGUUCAAGUACAUGGUAGUUUCUCUGUUCAGUAUAUGCCUUGAUGUUGACGAUCAUAGCAUCACUGUAAAAAAAUUACAUUAAUUAUUAUAAACAAUUAUUACUUGUGAUCAUUUUUUUUUUCUUUUCUUUUUUAAUAACGUGUUUAAUAGUUUUUUAGAGGAUUUUAUUUUUAUUAUACCGUUUAUAUAUUAAAUUAAAUAUCAUGUAAUAUGUAUUUUAAUUUUUUUUUUUUUUUUAAUUUAAUAACUUGCUUAAAGUAAUUUUAAAUAUUAAAUUAAUUUUUCUAUUAUUGGUUUAUUGUAAAACAUGUGAUUGUGCAGCGUCAAUUGAAAAUUUUUUUUUACUCCAAUUUUUUGUAUUUUUUUUUUUGAGAAAUUAUUUUUGUUUACGAGAUUAUGGAUAUUUAAAUUUUUUUAGUAAGAUUACAUGUGCAAUAUUUUGUAAUUUGAUAUUGUGUAUUUUAAUUUUUUUUCAUUGGAUUUUAAUGGAUAUCAUAAGGUGUUUUAAAAAUAUUGAAAUAUGUUGAAGACAGAGAUAAUGAUUUUAGACUUGUCUUGCUAGAAAAAACGUGAAAAAAAAAUUUCAAGGAUUUGUUGCAAAUGGCCUCAUUACUGAUAAAUAAUGAAAUGGGCACCAACGAGUCAGGUUCCACUAGAUGUAUUAUUCUCCUUCAAAGAGCCUUGGCCAUCCAACUGAGUCGUGGUGGACCAACAACACCAAAAUCAAUAACAUCAAAUAGCCACAAUAAUGACACAUCAAUUGAUCAACAUCCAGCUGACGAGAUGUGGAUGUACGACAAAGGAUACAAUUUAUUCCAGAGUUUUUUAGAAUCAAAUUCAAAAUGUUGGUGGAAUGCAGCUCUGAUUGAUGCCACGCGCCAAUUGAGAUACAAGGGUCACGUAUCACCGGGCAUUCUCAUGGUUGGUGGUCCGCCUUGUGCUCUUGAAGUACUUAGAGCUGCUUGGUCAAGAAAUGUACUGAGGCCUCCAGCAGAUCAUGCAAUAACUUGCCUUGGUGAUAUUGAGGAUUGUUUGAUGGCACCAGUAUCACAAGGACAAUUUACACCACUUCCUGAAGCACUUUGUUGGGCAAUAUUAGAAUUAACAACACAACGACAAGCAGCAACACUUGAUACAUUACGUUCAGCAUUAAAAUAUGCAUUUCCAUCAAUGCAAAGACCAAGUCGUGAACUUGUUUAUGAUGCACUUGCUAAAUUAAUACAAGAAAGAAAAAUAUAUCAUACAUCACAAGGUUAUUUUGUUGUAACACCAGAAACAAAAAGAUUAAGAAAAGAUUCAUCAAAUGGAUCUAAAAGAAAUUCAAGAGAUAUUGGAAAUUGUCGAGGACAAGGUGGUAUGUUGAUGAGUAAUGAUGAAGCAAUGGCACUUGUACAUGGUGAAAUGAUGACACUCAGAGAUGGUAAUGUUACACAUCAAGCUGUUCAAACUAAUCUUGCUGAUGUUAUCUGUGGUGGUAAUCCAAAUGAUAAGGUAUUAUUUGCAAGAUGUAGAUCAGUACCUGGACGACUUGAAAGACGACAUUCAUUGAGAAUUUGGGGUUCCGCAAAACGUUUGCAUAGAAGUGGAAGUUCACGUUCAUUACCAAGACGACCAGAGCGUAGUGAAACAUCAUCAAGUAUUGAAUUUACAAGCACAGACAGUACAACACGUACUCCUACAAGUUUAUCUGGAAUAUUUUCAGAAAAAAUAGGCCUACUGUCUAGAUUAUUUAGACGUACAACAAGAAGAAAAGGAGCAAUAUCUGAUGAAGGAAAAAAUUCACCAUUGAUGGGAACAUUUAGUGCUCAAUAUCCACCAACAGAAUGGUUUAAUCCAAGAGUUGUACAUUUACACAGUGUUGCAACACAAACAAAAUCAAUUAAAGAAGGUCUUGAUCAAUCACAAACAAGUUUUCGUGUAUGGGAUGAUACAUAUUCAGUUAGAUCAGCAACAUUACCACGUCGUCAUAAUCAACAAAGCAAUGAUUCAACAAGUUUACUAGCAAAUUCAACACCGAGAAGUUCACGUCGUCAUCGUUCACCAAGUUCAUCAACAUUACCAAGAUCAAAAUGCUCAAGUUUAAGCAGAUGUACAUCACGUGCAUCAGUUCUACCAACAACAGCUCCAACAACAAAUGGAGCAUCAACAAAAACAUCAACACCGCUACCAUCACCACCACCAUCACCAAUAUCACAACCAGAAUUAUCAUCAUCAUCACCAUUACCACCACCACCGCCAACACCGCCUCUACCACUACCACAACAACAACAACCAGCACAAUUAUCAUCAUCAGCAUCAUCAUUGUACAGUACAAAUAAAAGUGCUGGUAGUAAUAAUUCAAUAAAAACAACAAAUACAAAUACAAAUACAUUAAAAUCAUCUGGCUCAACAAGCUCAACAAAUGCAACAACUGUUAGACUUGGUAGAACAUCAAGUACAAGAUAUAAUACCAGAAGACAACAUCAUGAUUUAAAUAGUAAUAAAAAUAGUAGUAAUAAUAAUCAUCAUAGUAACAGUAGUAGUAGUAGUAAUCCUACAAAAUCAUUAUCAAAAUCAAAUAGAGUACAGCAACAAAAAUCAAAUUUAAAUGAUAGAAAAACAUUAUCACAUUCAUCAUCAACAACUGUUAAUCAAAAAAUUAUAACAAAUUCAUCUUCAUCAUCAUCAACAACAACAACAACAACUCUACCAUCAUCAUCAUCUUCAUCUUUAUCGUCUUCGUCUUUAAAUCCAUGGAAAAUGAUACAACAUCAAACUGGCACAACUCUAACACCAUUACAAGAAACUCAAAAUUCAAUAACACUACAAGUAUCAACAAAUUUAAGUCCAAAUAAAAAUAAUUCAAUAACAACAAGUACAACAACAACAACCACAACACCAUCAUCACCACCAUCAAAUGAUAAUUAUGAUAGAAUUUCAUCAAAUACAUCAAGUACAACAACAACAAUAUCUGGUACACCUGGUACAAAAAUAUAUGUACAUCAAAAUAAUAAUAAUUCACCAAUAAAUUCAAUAAUAAAAUUUGAUAAUUCAAAUAAAACAACAAUUAAUAAUGAUAAUAAUCAUAUGUAUGAUAAAAAAAUUGAUACAACAAUAGUAAAUUAUGUUGAUAAAGAAAAAGAUGAAUUAAUAAGUGAAAAAAUUAAAUUAGCAAUAUAUGAAAAUGAAAAAUUAAUAAAUAAAAAUAUUGAAGAUGAUGAUAAUAAUAAAAAAAAAUAUAAACAAUUAAUUAAAAUUGAUAGACCAUCAUCAUUAUAUACAACAAGAGAUAAUAAUCAAUUAAAUGAUAAUAAAUUAAAAAUUGAUGAUGAUAUAACAUUAAUUAAUAAAUUAAAAUCAACAAAUAAAUUAAAUAAUAAUAGUAAAAUUAAUUUAACUGAUAAUGAACGUGAAAAAAAUACAAUGACAUUAAUUAAUGAUAAUAAUUCAUCAUCAAUAACAAAUAUACCAACAAUGAAAAAUACAAAUGAUGCUAUGAAUAAUUCACGUAAAUUGAGUUUAUCAUUAUCAAAAGAUACAUUGAGUUAUAGAAAUUUAUUACGUCCAGAUUCUAAAAAUAAUAUAAUAUCAAAUCCACCAUCACCAACUAAAUCAUUUGAUGGUAUUGGUGGUUCAUUUAAUAAUGUUUAUAUUGAUAAUCUUGAUUUCGCUAAGAAACAGCUACGUGCACCACAAGGAUCAGAGCCGAGUUUAGAUAAAACAGCAACAACAACAACAUCAUCAUCAUCAUCAACAAAAACAACAACAGCAUGUCCAAUAAUAAGUCGUUAUGAUUUGCAUUCAUAUCCAAGUUUAAGUGAUAUGCAAGUACAAUUUACAAGUCUAGCUGCACAAAAAAUUUUAAAUGGUUGUCCAAUAAAUAGUGUUGAUACACUUGUUGAAGUCAACAUGGCUGCAUCAGAUAGUAAACCUGAUAAUCGUGAUGUAACUGUGCACACUGAUUUUGGUCUUGUUUAAAAAGACUACGCAUAUUUAUUUUUAUUAAUUAUAUUAUUAAAAACUAACUGUUUUUUUUUUUUUUUCUAAUUGUUAUUAAUUAUUUUAAUAAAUAGUUAUAAAAUAUUCAAAUAAUAAAAUUCAUCAGUUGUCAUCUCACCGGCCGUGCCGACGACAAAUAAUAAAUUCAACUAUUGAAAAAUAAUAUUUAUAUUGAUUAUUAACUGAAAAUUCAAGAAGUCUUUGCAUCAUUUUAUCAUAUUAAAAUGAAGAUUAUGUUAAAGUCUUGUGUCUUGUUUAUUUUCGUUUUUUUUUUUAAAUAAUAAAUCAAACUGAAUCUGGUUGAAGAUAGAGUUGUAAAAGUGAGAUGCCAAAGAGGUUUGUUGAGAUUUUUAUUACAUGUAUAUGAUAAAAAAAAAAAAAGAACGUACUUAUUAUUAAUUAAACA
Messenger RNA from Aphidius gifuensis, 4795 nucleotides. RefSeq lists its product as uncharacterized. The record is from RefSeq and is a predicted model, not a curated record. NCBI's taxonomy places the organism in Eukaryota, Metazoa, Arthropoda, Insecta, Hymenoptera, Braconidae. The transcript is spliced from 7 exons. Gene Ontology annotation, biological process: positive regulation of transcription by RNA polymerase II. Gene Ontology annotation, cellular component: nucleus; cytoplasm. Gene Ontology annotation, molecular function: RNA polymerase II transcription regulatory region sequence-specific DNA binding; DNA-binding transcription activator activity, RNA polymerase II-specific. Bases 1012 to 4368 code for a protein of 1118 amino acids.